UUAACAAUAUAUUUUUAUAAUUGUUAAAUGUAACAAAGUGCCUGAAGCAAACGUAACAAUUAAUCUGUAAUGUGACUGUGUGUUUUAUGGUUUAAUACAUGGAGGUAUUAUACUUAUUAUGUCUAGAAUAUUGAGUAUUUGGGAAAGAAUGCCCAAGGAUACAAACCACAAGGUGUCUGUUAAAAAUGGACAGCAUAAAAAAGAAGGGCUCACGAAAGAGGAUCAGGAAAAGCAACAAAUCCGGGAGCUACAGCGUAAACUGCCAAGUCUUAACAGAUUAUUUAAUUUACAUUGCAAAAUCGGUGAGGGAACAUUCAGCUCAGUGUUUCUGGGCACACUCAAGAAUCAGAACAAGUUACCCGACUCUGAGAAGAGGUACUACGCUAUCAAACACCUGGUGCCGACCUCUCACCCUGCCCGGAUAGAGCAUGAAUUGAGGUGUCUGCAGGAUAUGGGGGGCAGAGAGAAUGUGAUUGGUGUGGAGCUGUGCUUGAGGCACCUGGACACUGUUGUGUUUGUGAUGCCCUACAUACCUCAUAACAAGUUUUCAGAUUAUGUUGGAGACAUGGAUGCAGAGGAGGUGAAGCAGUACAUGAAGGCGUUGUUGACGGCGCUGCGUCAUGUGCACUCGUUUGGUGUCAUCCACAGAGAUGUUAAACCCAGCAACUUCCUGUAUGAUAGAGAGAAUAGAAGAUACCUCCUAGUGGACUUCGGUCUGUCGCAGCGCGCGGUGUGGGGUGGCGAGGCGGGGGUGGGGGGCUCGCCGCCGCCCGCGCACGCCGCCAGCGCGCCCAAGCGCCGGCGCGACGACGACGACGACGGCCCCGACGCCAAGCGGCAAGCGCUAGACCUCUCCACCAAGACGCCCAGCCUCAACCACUCCGACAGCGACAAACGCCGGGAGAACAACACCAACAGUGUAGAUACUGUCAAGCAGGAGACUCGCAAUGCCAUCACGGGUCGGGCGGCGCUGGUGCGCGCGCUGGCGGGCGUGCCGGCGCCGGGCGCGGUGGUGCGGGAGUCGGCGCGGGGAGCAGGGCCGUGCGCCGGCCGGGGUGGGGCGCGGGGGGUAGGGUCGUACGCCGGCCGGGGCGGGGCGCCGGGGGCGGGGUCGUGCGCGUGCGCCGGCCUGGGCGGCGUAUGCAGCGCGUGCGCGGCCAGACCGGCGGCGCGGGCGGCGAGGGCCGGGACCGCGGGCUUCCGACCGCCGGAGGUGCUGCUGAAGGUGCGCGUGCAGUCGGGGGCGGUGGACGUGUGGGCGGCGGGCGUGGUGCUGCUGAGCGCGCUGACGGCCCGCUACCCGCUUCUGCGCGCCACGUGCGACGCCGCCGCCCUCGCCGAGAUACACGACCUGCUGGGCACCGCGCCGCUCGCCGCCGCCGCCGCUCACCUCGGUCGGAGGCUGGUGACGUCGUCGCGGCGGCCGGGGCUGUGUUUACGCAAGCUGGCGGCGUGGCUGCGCGCGGCCCCGCCCCCCGCACCCGCCGCGCCCGCCUGCGACGACUGCGGCGUGCCGCGACCGCACUGCGUCUGCCGGGAUGGGCGGCCGGCGGAAGAGUACAGCUCGGCGGUGCGAGCCGGCGGGUUCCCGGACGCGGCGUUCGCGCUGGCGGCGCGCCUGCUCGACCCCGACCCCCGCACCCGUCCCUCCGCCGCCGCCGCGCUACGACACCCCUUCCUCGCCGACUGACCCCGCCCCGCCCCGCCCACCGCCCCACCGAUGCCAAAGUUGCCUCCGGAGUGCCUUGUACGAGAAUGGUACGAGUGUGUUUGUAAUUGAAGACGUAACUGGAUGAAAUGACUAACAAUUUUGAAAAUGUUUGUUUCAUUGCAUUAAUGCGCUUAGAACCGGAAAUAUAGAAAAAAUAGGGAUUUAUUAUUGCAAAUUAUUUUUCGGUCCUAAAGCCUUCAUUUAUGCAAAAAAAUAACAUUUUAAAAAGAUUAGUUAGCCGCUUCAUCCACUUACGUCAUCGAUUGUUUUGCCAGUCUACCAUGUUAAAAUUAUCAAGUAUGACACAAAAAUGUGGCACUUGCAUAGUUUUAACUUUUAAGGUUGGGUUGCACCAGA
Aricia agestis (brown argus) is the source of this 2068-nucleotide messenger RNA. It is a transcript of the gene Cdc7, whose product is annotated as cell division cycle 7-related protein kinase-like. Gene Ontology annotation, molecular function: protein serine/threonine kinase activity; ATP binding. The record is from RefSeq and is a predicted model, not a curated record. Lineage: Eukaryota; Metazoa; Arthropoda; Insecta; Lepidoptera; Lycaenidae. Gene Ontology annotation, cellular component: nucleus. The transcript has 9 exons. Gene Ontology annotation, biological process: protein phosphorylation; mitotic DNA damage checkpoint signaling. The coding region runs from base 119 to 1690 and encodes 523 amino acids.